This is a messenger RNA of Blastomyces dermatitidis ER-3, 981 nucleotides long. RefSeq lists its product as uncharacterized. Gene Ontology annotation, biological process: regulation of DNA-templated transcription. The record is from RefSeq and is a predicted model, not a curated record. Gene Ontology annotation, molecular function: DNA-binding transcription factor activity. The transcript has a single exon. NCBI's taxonomy places the organism in Eukaryota, Fungi, Ascomycota, Eurotiomycetes, Onygenales, Ajellomycetaceae. The coding region runs from base 1 to 981 and encodes 326 amino acids.
AUGACGGGUGAGAAAGAGGUGAUCCAACCGCAUGUUCCUCAGCUGUUGGGUACAACUCGCGAUUAUGAGAGAUUGCAGCACCCCAAGGAUCUCGGACAUUUUCGCGAGCCAUACGAAGGAAGGAGGCUCCCACUGCGUCCCACCGACCUACGAGCGAUUAUAAACGCCGACACAUUUCCCAAUUCCGAGCAGCCGAAAUAUCCGGCCACGACCGCUGCCUCACAAUUGCCUCAGCACUACCACAGCACGUACCACAGCACGUACCACAGCACGUACCACAGCACGUCCUCACAUCUUGCCACUCAGCGCCGAUCGGACGAUAGCCCUUCAUAUGCCAUAACUUCUUCAAGGCUCCAAGAUCAAGGAAAACCGUCGAGCUCGGGAUCACCGCAAAUAAUGAAACAGGACCCGAUACCGUCUCGUGAGCAACCGACCCAAUUCCUGGUACCGGUACCCUCCUAUGCAAAGGGUUCAACGCAGGCAUCCAAUACACUCGCUGCGGCCGAUCAUUACUUUCAGGCUUGCAAUCCUCCACGCAUUGCCUCACAGCAUGAAAGUUCGCCACAAUCAUCCUACCAUUUGUUUCGCCAGACACAGAUGUCCUCAACCUCAACACAAUGCAAUCAACAGCAGUACCCCGCUGUUAUUCCUCCACUGCCACAGGGUGGAUUGAGAAAUUCUCUUGCGCGAUUAGAAGAUGUCCGGCCACACCCGAUACGAAAUCUUCCAAUGCUGCAGACAGCAACAGACUCGGCGCAAAGAUGGCUUGGUACAAUCGAUAUCGAUAUGAAAUCCGGGUCGCGGAGAGCGGCGGAGAAACGACGACUAAAUAGCUACGCCUCUAAAAUGUUCCGCCAGCGCAAGAAGGCUAAGGUGGAGGAAAUGCAGGAGACGAUUGAGAGAUUGACCAAAGAGUGUGACUAUUUACGAUGUUUGUGUAAUAGGCUAGGGAAGAGCAGGGAAGCAGAGAUUGAUUCCUGA